AGUGCAAAAUGGAGGAGGUGGAUAACAUCAUUAUCCACUCUUUACGAAGUAUAGGCUGUUCCAUAGAUGAAAGCGUAGAAAGCUUACACCAGUUCAAUACAGAGGUGAUAGUAGAGGCCGCAGUAAAAUGUCUCCGCGUGAUCAGUGGCCUGACGGAGCUGCCCACCAGUUUGCCACCUGGCAUGUCAGCACGCUUCAGACUGGGCACGACGUUAGCACAAGCCUUAACAGACCUUGGUUACCGGGGAGAGAUAGGCUACCAGACCUUCCUUUAUUCCAAUGAAGCUGACAUCAGGAGGGUGUUCAUGUUUCUGGUAGAUAAACUGCCCAGGGAAAGUGGAGAGGCAGUGGAAGAAACAUUAGGUGCUUCACUUUUACUCCAAAGAGCUAUCUCGGCUGAGCUUGCCAGACGUUUAAGCGGCCCGUGGAGUCCCCCAUAUUGUAAAACAAAUAAUUUAGUUCUCAGGGGCAAACCAGCUGGUCUAGUCAGAGAGGGGUGCAGUGCUAGUCACAGGUUUCUUGCCAGAGCUGUUACCAUGCCAACAGGGUGUGGGGACUUGAGCAAAAAAAUUCCCAAAGAAAUCAAAGCCUAUUAUAGCAAAGAUUUGCCAUUGGUAAGCCAUCAGCCGCUUCACAAACAUGAACUUGCGCCAUCGUUGCUGGAGAAGAACGCGCAGGAAGUGACAUCACAGCAGGAGUGGGAGUUUGAAUGGAACCAGCAGGGCCUGGCCUCCCGCCUCACACAACAGGAGUACAAAGCAAGAAAGAAACAAAGGCUGCAGAAGCGGAUUGCUGACCAGUUACGCCAGGGUGUUCAAAGGGGUGAGGCAGCAGCUUCUGGAACAGCAGACCUCAUGCAACUUGUGAACUCAAUGAGUGAUAAAGGGGCUGCAACUUCCAAGACAAAGGGGUCCCGUUUCACACACACAGAGAAACUACAAUUUGCUCAGGAUGCAGAAAAAGCUGCUGCACAGAUUGGUGUAGAAGGACCAAAAGCUGAAACAGAAGAGGAGCUUCAGAAAAAGCGAGAAGAUGAAGUCCAACAGUUGAGAGAUGAGUUGGGGGGCCUGACGUCAAAACUGGAAAAUCUGGAGCUUGAUAUGAAGAAAUUCAAUGCUAACAUGCAGCAGAUGGAGGAGCAGAUAGGCCUGGAGAAGAGAAAGAAUAAGGAGAAAGAGGAGGCGUAUAAAGUGAAAAAAAGGACCCUAGAUUUACUGCCAGAUGCCGAGAACAACAUUGUCAAGCUACAGAGCGUGGUGGACAGUAGUGCCCAGAGAUUGGUCAACUUAGCCAGCCAGUGGGAGAAGCAUCGUGCUCCACUGAUACAGCAAUACAGGGAGGUGAAGGAACUCAACGAGAACAGAGUGUCUGAAGCUCAAAAGAAGUUAGAGGAGAUUAGAGUUCUUAGAGAAAAGAUGAAAGAAGUUGCAGACGAAACCAGAGCCAAGGAUGACCUUUGUAAACAAUUGAUGUCGGAGUAUGAAAGAAUGACCAAGGAUGUAAAUCGGUCAGCUUACACAAAGAGAAUUAUGGAAAUAGUUGGCAAUAUAAAGAGACAGAAAGAGGACAUUGAGAAGGUUUUAAUAGACACACGGUCAAUCCAGAAGGAGAUUAACCAACUCACUGGUAAACUGGACAGGACAUUCACAGUAACAGAUGAAGUCAUCUUCAGGGAUGCCAAGAAAGAUGAGGGUGUGAGAAAAGCCUAUAAGUACUUAGCAGCCCUUAACGAGAACUGCAACCUCCUUAUAAAAACUGUGGAAGAAACAGGUGGAAUACUCCGUGAAAUAAGAGACCUUGAAGACCAGUUGGAAAAUGAGAGUCACAAGAAAACAACUGCCAACUUAGAAAAGAUCCAGUCUGACUUCAACGAGAUGAAGAAAGAAAAUAGUACUCUGAUUGCAAAACUGAAAGGAAAAUGAUUUUAAAAAAUUAAGUUGAAUGAUGUCAGUUAUUUUUUGUUUAAGUAAUCCUUAAUUUUCCUUCUGGUUCAAAAAAUGGGUCAUCAAGCUUAUCAGAGAAAAGUAAGGUAUGGAAGACAUUACCUGUUUAAACUGAAAGUGAAAGAAAAGUUUAUAAAAUAAAGUGUCGUAUUGUAGUGAAUUAUCAGUACACUGUAUACACUACAUGUGAAUUGAAACUCACCUGGAGAUUUCAGAGAGUGACUGUUCCCCUUCUUAAGGGUGUAAAUGUGUGUGUUGAAGAUUAAUUAUAUUUUCUUACUUAAGAAGAUGAUUGAAUUUGUAAUGCCAAGAUAAAGAAAUUAGGAACUGAGAUUAC
Messenger RNA from Lingula anatina, 2280 nucleotides. RefSeq names its product coiled-coil domain-containing protein 22 homolog. Gene Ontology annotation, biological process: positive regulation of ubiquitin-dependent protein catabolic process. Gene Ontology annotation, molecular function: cullin family protein binding. NCBI's taxonomy places the organism in Eukaryota, Metazoa, Brachiopoda, Lingulata, Lingulida, Lingulidae. The record is from RefSeq and is a predicted model, not a curated record.